Molecule: messenger RNA, 672 nt
Organism: Belonocnema kinseyi
Lineage: Eukaryota; Metazoa; Arthropoda; Insecta; Hymenoptera; Cynipidae
Product: sulfated surface glycoprotein 185-like
Exons: 2
Coding region: 1-672 (223 amino acids)
Source: RefSeq, a predicted model, not a curated record
AUGAUUGUUCCUAUCCUGUUCCAAAAAGGAGUACCACCAGCUGUUCCGAAUCUGGCAAUGCUUGACGUGGCUUUGCAGGAACGGAAUUUCUCACAGGACGGAGUCCCUGUUCAUUGUGUGAUCAUGUACCCCUUGUUGACAAUUCCAACAUCCAUCUAUCCAUCCAUGGUCUAUAAAUCCGAUGGGCAGCCGGAGAACAAAGCCUGGGCUCCUGAUUCUCAACCCACCCCUGAAACGCUACUUGAUUCCCUAAUGGGGUCUGAGCAAAUUCAAGUGGGGGGCGGGGCUAUUAAGCCACUUUCUGGGCCGACAUGGACCGCGACGUCGGGCAAGUUACGAGAUCGGAAUGCCAAGGGUUCGACGGCAAGAUCACCUCCGGCCGUAUCUCCGGUUCUACCAGAACCAUCUGAUUCCCCAGGACUUCCAGAUUCAAAAGAACCCCCGGCCGCAGCCGAACCUCAGGCUCCGGCUGAAUGUCCGGCGCCAGUUGAACGGUUGGCCCAGGUUAAACCCCCGGAUCCGGUUGCACCUCCAGUAUCUGAUCUGUGGGGUCCUCCCCCCUUUCCUCCAUUCUGCCCUUCUGAACCCCCAACUCCGGUACCAUCACCGGGCGGUAUCGGCGAUCCUGCGGUAUCUAUGGGAAGGACGGAAACCGGUCCCUUCGGUCGAUAA